Molecule: messenger RNA, 4129 nt
Organism: Vavraia culicis subsp. floridensis
Lineage: Eukaryota; Fungi; Microsporidia; Pleistophoridae
Exons: 1
Coding region: 1-3297 (1098 amino acids)
Biological process (GO): DNA-templated transcription
Cellular component (GO): RNA polymerase I complex
Molecular function (GO): ribonucleoside binding; DNA-directed RNA polymerase activity; DNA binding
Source: RefSeq, a predicted model, not a curated record
AUGUACAAGAACCACAUCCUGGCAUACAACGACUUUCUCUCCUCAAUCCCCCACAUAAUACGCACAAUACCAUCCCUAAAGAUCAACAACAUACAAAUAACCGUAACAGACGUGCUGUUCGACAGACCGGUACUAGCAGACGACACCAUAACCAAACUGCUGCCCAACGACUGUGUGGAGGGCAUGCGCAGCUACAGGGGACGAAUGCACGUAAAAGUACAUGUAAACGAUGGUAUACGUGGAUGGGACGAGCUCAAAAGUGCCGGCUACUUUCCUGUGAUGGUGGGAUCGAGGCUGUGCCACAACGAGAUAAAUGAGGAGCAGCUCACGAGCUACUAUGAUGAUGUGGGCGAUGGACUGGGCGAGGCGAGGGGCGGAUACUUCGUGAUUGACGGCUUUGAGAAGGUGGUGCGCUUUUUGAUCGUGCCCAAGCGCAACUUUCCGUUUUUGAUACAGCGUGAGUCCUUUAGAGCUAAGAAUGCCAUGUUUACGGCAAAGGCUGUGGAGUACCGCUCGGUGUAUUGUGAAGUGGGCCAUGUGCUUUAUUUCCACCUAAUGACCGACGAGAACGUGAUGAUGCGCUUUACGCUCAAGAGACGCGAGUACAGCGUGCCUGUCAUUCUUGUUCUUAAGGCCCUCAAGGACGUAACAGACAGGCAAAUUCUUGAUUUGCUCGGUGUGGAGGGCCGGUUUAUCCUGGACACGGGCGUAACAACCGCAAAUGCACAGAAAAUGCUCGGUGCUAAGUUUGCAUCCCUUGGCAUUAACGUGCUUGAUGCCAUUCUUCCCCAUCUGCGCACAUAUAGCGAUAAGUUUGAUCUGCUGAUUCUCAUUCUGAGGAGACUCAGAGAUGAGGAGUACGAUGAUAUGGAUGCGCUCAGCUCGCAGGAACUGUUUGGUGUGCGGCAACUGUUCUCGGGGCUGCUCAGGGACAAGCUGGAGGAGGGACUGGAAGUGCUGCGCUACGUACUUACGGAGAGCGAGGGCACAAACGAGGGUAGGAGCAAGAAAAAGGAAAGCGGGAAGAUGCGUGACGAGCUGGCAAAAGCGAAUAACACCCCAAAUGACAGCGGCUCCGGCAGCAAAGUAGUGCUCACAGCAAACGAUGUGCUGAAAAAACUCCGUUUCAACGUGGCCAAGCGUGCUGAGCAUUUCCUUGCAACAGGCAAUCUCAUCCUCAGAACAAACGACCUCCUGCAAACAACCGGGCUGGCAGUGCUGGCAGAGCGUAUAAACACGUACCGCUUCAUAAGUCAUUUUGAGAGCGUCAACAGAGGUGCAUUCUUCGCAAUGCUUAAGACCACGAGUGUACGUGCACUGCGCCCAGAAAGCUUUGGCUUUCUUUGUCCAGUACAUACGCCUGACGGUGCACCGUGCGGGCUAAUCGUGCACAUGGCGAUGGAUGCAAUCGUUGGUCGGGACGAGGAAUUGCGGGUCAAGGGCUGCUUGGUGGGAAGUAGGCGGCUGGUGGUUGAUGGACGGGUUGUGGGAUAUGUUGAUGACCGGUUCAGUGAGUAUUUGAGGAGAAGGAGACGAGCUGAGGGAUUAAAAAUUGAGAUUGUGGACAGGAAAGGCGCUGUUUAUGUGUUCGGUGGUGCUGGACGGCUUAUGAGAAAGGUCCUGGACGGGGGUGUUGAGGUGUAUGUGGGGGUGAUGGAGCAGGUUGAUGCCGUUGUACUGAACGAAUGUGAAAAGGGGGAGAUGGAGAUCAGAGAUUGUGAAAAUAGGAAUGGAGAGUACGGAGCAAAGACCACUCGUAGCAAGGGAAACACUGUCAAUGCGCAUGAUUACAGGUAUAAAAACAAUGAAAACAUGCAUAAACGGGAAUAUAUUAAUGAGAAGAAUCUAAGCUAUAGAAACGGAGCAAACACGCAUGAAUUAGGUCGUAAAGACGAAGAGCAGAGCCAUAAAAAAGGAGAAUAUGUGCAUAAACAGGAUGUUAAGGAUAGCGGACAUAACGAAGCGCUCAAUAGCACGGCCAAUCGCGUAGCGCUCGACCAGCACAAUGCUGCGGCGCACACGUCGCAAUACCUAAAAAUGCCCGUGUACAGAGAACGGCCAAACGCGCGUUUCUUCUCGUACGUUGCCUCAACCAUUCCCUUCUCAGAUUACAACCAGUCUCCGCGUAACAUGUACCAGUGCCAGAUGGCCAAGCAGGCCAUGGCUUAUCCCACGUUUGCGUACGAGAGACGCACGGAUAGCAAAUUCUACGUGCUCAAUAACAUGCAAAGACCGCUGAUUGGUACGUUCUUGAGCGCAUUGCUUGGCACAAACGUGUACAUAGCGGUGCUCUCGUACACAUCGUAUGAUAUGGAAGACGCGAUGGUCAUCAACAAGGGCGCAAUAGAGCGGGGACUGUUUGACGGAUACGUUUACAUAACGAAGGUGGUCGAGCGCACAGACGGUGUGGUACUUCCUGAUGUGGGCGAGUUACUGAUGGACGGCAGCGUGCUUUAUGUGAAGGACGGGGAGAGCGUAAAGUACACAGGGGAAUGUGCACGUGUGCACCGUGUGCGGGUAACGGACACUCUCGCCAUAAUUACGCUGCGCGUGAGAAGGUCACCCCAGAUCGGUGACAAGUUCUGUAGCAGACAUGGACAGAAGGGCGUGCUUAGCUACCGAUACAGAGCUGUUGAUCUGCCGUUCAACGAACAUGGCAUGGUGCCUGAUCUUAUCAUCAAUCCGCAUGCGUUCCCAAGCAGAAUGACGGUCGGUAUGAUGAUGGAGAUGCUUGCAGGUACUGUGGCAGUGGUAAAGGGCGAACGGUACGCGUGCCCGCCCUUCAAGGAGUACGGCCGUGCGCACACACACGAGUACUUCUGCGAGCAGCUGCAAGCGCUGGGUCUGAACUACUACGGAAACGAAACGCUGUACUCCGGUGUGACCGGUCAACCGCUCCAGGCACGCGUGUUCACAGGCAUGUGCUACUACCAGCGACUCAGGCACAUGGUGAGUGAUAAGUGGCAGGUACGCUCCGUAGGACCUGUCCAGGCGCAGACACGACAGCCCAUAAAAGGACGAAAGAAGGGUGGGGGUGUACGUUUCGGUGAGAUGGAACGUGAUGCUCUGAUAGCACACGGCUGCGCGUACCUUCUGUCCGAUCGUCUUAUGGAAUGUUCCGAUAAAACAGCGUUCGAGUACUGCGAGCAGUGCAAAACGUUCCUUUUCGCAAGAAACGGCGAGUGCUUGUGUGGGUGCAAGCGUGUUAAGGUGGUUUAUUUGCCGUACGUUUUUAAGUAUCUGUGCACGGAGCUGUUGGGGAUGAACAUCUUCGUUGAGGUUGAUGUUGGGCUGUAGAGCAAAUCAACGACAAUGCGGCUGCCCAUCGGUGCCUCGAUAGGAUUUGCACCGCGAUUUUAGUAAAUUAUCCUUUGCUGCUAGCUUUAGUCUUGGUACACCGCUAUCAGUGGUAUUUGAUGUGCGGUUUGAUUAACUUUGAUGUGAAGAGACUGUGAGCACUGAAUAUCCUGCGGGAAGGGACCGCGCGAACUGAGUGUUUUAUGAGGAUAAGGCUUGGAAUGGAAUAUACCACGGAGAUAGGGCCUGCCGAUGAAUGUUUAUAAAAAUCAAAUUGAACAGAACCACACGGUCAAACACACACAAUUGCGUUCUUUACGGCUGUGACGCUGUUGCCGUUGGUUCAGAAAUGGUUCGUCAUUGUGAGCACGUUUGUUAACGUAGAAGGAAAUGAAAUGGUUAUUGUUGCCUUAAUGGCACGGAUCUGUACGUUACGAGGAUGUUGUAUUGAUGGAGAAGGAGGAAAUAAAACAUCCAUGGUAGCGUAGCACGAUGCAAUAAAUCAUGUCUUUUCGUGGAAGAAUAAGGAAAUGAAUUGGUUUUAUCAUUCGUUUCUACCGCAGUAGAGCAAAGGUUUUGUGUUGUUACGUCUGUUGGAGGAGUGCACGCGCCAAUGCUGAGCACUUUGUUGGAGCACGAUGCAACGUUUGCACACAUCAGCCGAGCGGUGGGAAUAUCGUGUUCGUAUGGAACGAUCGCACAGAAUGAGCUUUAAAUCCGGAUCAGCAGGUAAAAGCGUGGUGUAUAAGGGCUGUUCUACAGGUAUGCCAGGAUUAUGGGCAGUGUGUAAGUCAUUGGUAGGGACAGUGCUGGUGUAUUUUACCAUGUAAUG